AUGCGCUCCAUUCUAAAAAAAAAAUUCAGCCAUAUUGGUGUGUUGUAUCGCUGUUCUCAGUGAUUUCGAAGCUCAGCUAAGAAGAUAGUACAUCAUGACGGAUUCCAUGAAAUUUGGUCCAGAAUGGUUGCGCACUGGUGGUAGUGGUGGAGGUGGUGGAGGAACCACAACAUUGAGUACACCUCGGUAUCAAUUGGCAGAGCAUAGAUACGGUCGAGAGGAGAUGCUGGCUCUAUUUGAUCGCAAUUAUAAACCUCCAGAGCCUCUAACAACUUUUCCAGCAUUGUAUGUAGAGAAAACUCAACCUCCAUUGGCUCUUGUACAGAUGACAGAGGAUGAAACGCGUAUGUGGAAUGGGGGGAUAACUAAUAUCGGUAGUCGUGGAAGAGGCAGCAGUGUGGAUCGUGGACGUGGUAGAACUGGAAGAGGAGGCUUAUAUUCAUCUCAUUAUUCACGCGGAGUUGGUUUCGGAGACGAUUCUGGUGAUGGGAUACGAAUUGAGGGUCAAUCAUUCCAGGGAAGAAAUAGGCCAUUCGAUAGAUCUCAAAGCGAACGCGGUUGGCCGGAGAGAAAUGGUGCUUCAGAUCCAGGAGAAUGGAACGGUUCCACUAGUCCGAGAAAAGAACUAAGUCGUGGAACUAGCGGUAGCUCCCUUAUGGAAAGUAAUUGGAGACGCCAUCGCGGAGGGGGAGAAGACGAUGACGGUUGGCGUAAGUGGGGAAGGAGUAGUUGGCGCGAGGGUGGCAGUAUAGAUCGGGAUAGGCUGGACAGAAAUGAUGGUGAUGGGGAAGAAAGUAGAGGUGGUGGAUCGGGAAGAUGGGAACAUCGGGGAAAUCACAGACCUUCCCAUGAUUCAAGUCACCAUCCACCACCUCGUACUGCUCGCGCUUGGGAAUCAAAUCAUCAUGAUAAUCACGACAAUCUGCCAGAAUGGGCGACGGAAAAUCCGAGCGAAAGCGGCGGCAGUUUUGACGCUUCAGGCGCGUUUCAUGGUGGAAUGUAUUCAGACGACGAUGAAGACGGUGCAGCGGGUGCUUCCCAAGGCAGAACUCGACGCGUCUCGGAAGGCAGUGCUUCUAAUAUAGUGAAAUCUAAUAACAAGACAUUGACUUUCGGAACAGGUUCUGUCCAAUCAUUGAAUCGCCAUACAAAUAAUACAGUCGGUACUACAUUAAGUAAGGAACGAUCGAAACCGUUAGAUUCAGUCGAGGAUAAGGAUAAUUCUAUAGGAAAAGAGAGAAAAUGUAACUCGCCCUCCGCUAAACCUCCAAUUACAUCGACGACUGAAGACAUUCCCGCGAAGAUCUUAACGACACCUUCGGAUCUUUUGCAGAAGAAGACUGUCAUCGGAUCUGCAAAUGUGAAUAAAGUCGAGACUAGUGAGAAACCUGAUGAACCUCCAAGUGGAACUCACGAUAAAGAAAACAUACAGCCACAAGAAGUUAAAAAAGAGUCCCAAAUAACUGUUACCACAACUAAUCGACAGAUUCAAGCAAUUUUGGAGCAAUCGAAGCUGCAUAAUUCAGGAAUUGUCAGCAUCAGGCAGAGAUCAGAGGACGACUAUGAUAGAAUGAAAGAAGAGGCUGAUGCAUUGGUAGCCAAAUUAAUGGCAGAUGAAGAGAGUCACAAAGAGAAAACGAUUGCUACCGGUGUCCCGUCCGCGAUUGGCAGUAAUCAACCUUCCGCAGUUUCCUCUACGAGUAAUCAGGAAAAAUGGUAUUAUCGUGAUCCACAGGGUGAAGUUCAAGGACCGUUUUUAGCUAGUGAAAUGGCCGAGUGGUGCAAGGCCGGUUAUUUCACUACGGGCUUGUUGGUGAGAAGAACCUGUGACGAAAGGUACGCUACACUCGGUGAUCUAAUUAAAAUGUACGGAAGAGUACCCUUCACGCCUGGUCUGCCAAUACCUCCUUUGAAGCUAUCGGAACAAAUAAUUCCGCCUGUUCCUACUACUAUACCAGCUGGACUAGCCGCUAGUGCUAUACCGAAGGCCGGAAUAGAGGAUCCGAUACUGUUGAUGACAUAUCAGCAAAUGCAGAUGAUGCACAAUCAGCAAAUGCUGCUUAGGCAGAUGAGAACAUCGGCGAUAGCAAAGUUGUCUCAAUCGGAACACUGGACAACGUUGAGUCCAGUAGAGCAGAACCAAUUGAUUCUACAAUAUGUCAUACAGGACGGAAUGCAAGAGAUUCCGGAAGUUCCGAUAGCAACAAACCCAUUUGUACCUCACCUUGCAUCGCAGACGGCUAAUCCUGUUAUGCAACUUUUCACUCAGAUGCAGCAGGCAAAAACGCAGCCCGAGACACAUCUACCGACAAAUCCGCAUGCAACCGCAUCGUCUCAUCCGGCUACAGUAGAUCCACUACAACAGUUGAUCCAACAGAUGGGUAAUAUACAGAAUUUGCCUACCAUACAACAACCAAAUAUCGCUCCGACUCCUGCGCCGACGCAAGAAGACAAUCCAAUUAAAUCUCUGCUACGUCAACUUAAUGUCAACACAAAUGGCCAUCCGCAAGCACCUCAUAUGGAUACUGUCUGGCCGCAACCUCCGCCGCAAAUAGCUCCCCAGUUUAAUGCGCAGAAUUGGUUAGCGCAGGUUGGGCCCAUUCCCGCUAUGCCACCUGGACAAUUACCUGGUUCUCUGUGGGAUUUACAUGCUAAAGAUAUGAAAACUGAACAGCAAAUACUGGAAGAACAGAAUUUAAAGUUACAAGAGGAUAGGAAAAAAGAAGAGUUAAAGAAGCAAGAAGAAUUGCAACGUCAAGCGGAGGAAGAGAACGCAAAGAGAAAGCAAAAGGAGGAGGAACAGGCUAGACAAGUAGAAGAAGCGAAGCGUAAAGACGAAGAGAGAAAGAAAAAGGAAGAAGAGAAGAAACGAAAAGAGGAAGAGAAACGCAAACAAGAAGAAGAGCAGAAAAAGAGGGAGGAAAAAAAACGUAAAGAAGAGGAGAAAAGGCGCGAGGAGAAGAGAAAGCAAGAAGAAGAGAAUUUGAAGAAAAAACAGGAAGAGGAAAAAAGAAAGCGGGAAGAACUUAAAAAACAAGAAGAGAAAUUGAAGAAGGAAGAAGAGAAGAGAAAAAAAUUGAUGGAGGAAGAGCAAAAGAAGGAAGAAGAGAGACUUAGAAAAGAAGUGGAAGUGCGACGACAAGUAGAAGCGGAAGAACAGGCGCGUCGCACGGAACAACGGCGAAGAGAAGCCGAAGCACUACGUAAACUUCAGGAACGAAAUAAAGCUCCAUGGGCUCAGACUCCACGCGCGAUGGCUCCUGCCGCUCAUACAGCUUCACUCGCUGAGAUUCAAAGAUUCGAGAGAGAGAAGAAAGCGGAAGAGCAACGGCUUCAACAAAUGAUGCAGCAACAAUUAGCGCAGCAAAAGGCGAUAGAAGCGGCACAAGAAGCAUCGACAACCGAUUCGUCGAAGCGAUUACAGUUUAAAUGGGCGGAAAAGGCUACCGCUUCCAAUAAACCGCUCCAAGUGAAAAGUCUCGCGCAAAUCCAGCAGGAGGAACAAGAACGCAUCACUAAGGUAAAGCAACAGGAAAGGGAACGGCAAGAAAAGGCCGGUCAAAAGGAAUCGGCAAGUAUGCUGCAGAAUGCCGGAAUAUGGGGUACAGCAUCACAAUGCUUGAAUUGGGCCAAUUCGAGUACAUCGAAUAGCCAAGCAUGGUCCAUUAAUGCUGGUAAUAGUGGUUUCUGGGAUGAUCCCACGCCCGUCAAGUCGUCUGCGACUGUAAAGCAAUCGGCUGCCAAACAAACUGCGAUCACGAAAUCCAGCACUUCUAAUCAGCAACAGCAGCAGCAACAACAACCUCAACAGAAUAGUAACAAUAAGGCAUCCAAGAGCAAAAACAAGAGGGAGGAAGAACUGGUGAAGAAACUAUUUGAACAGAACACUGCCAAGCCCGAUGAUUUUACGCAAUGGUGUAAUAAAACGUUGAGCGGUAUACAAGCGUCUGUGGACAUCCCUACAUUCGUUGGAUUCCUGCGGGACAUAGAGUCAGCUUACGAGGUGAAAGAGUACGUUCGCGUUUACCUUGGCGAUACCAAACAGAGCACAGAAUUUGCCAAGCAAUUCUUAGAGAAGCGAAGUAAAUGGCGAUCUGCGCAACGUCCUCAAGCACAAGCGGACGAUCUGUGCAAGCCAGCGCCAGCCGUUAAUCCGAAUGCAUCUGCAGAAUUUCAAGAAGUGAAGGGAAAAUCCAAGAAACCAAAGAAAGGAAAGAUGUUCAAGGUGGACAACAGGAUUCUUGGCUUUAGCGUAACCGCGGCCCCUGAUCGUAUUAACGUAGGUGAUCGCGAUUAUGGUGAAGGAGUCUGAGCUGUUUCGCCAAUUUACCUCACGGAAAUGAUGCGACGCUCUCGAUUUACACAUUGCAAAUGGUUCGUUAUUUAUUUAUUGUAUAUGCCAAACGGGUGCUGCUGAGAAGAAUCACCCACCACGGGUAAUCUCUUGAAGCAUACAAAUACUUUACGAUCCAAGGAGGAAUUCGAUCGUUCUUCAAUCGUCGAUGACAGGACCGUGGCUGAGCGUGGCGUUAUUUUCUUAUUACAUUAAAUGGAAAAAACUCCAUUGUACAUAUUACUCAAAGAUGAAUAUUUCAGAAAGAGGACGAACUUACUUUUUCCUAUGUAUGUACGCGCGACAAUUAAAGUUGGAAACUUUUAUAACAUUUCAUCAUCAUCAUCACCAUCAUCACUUAAAUCCCUAAGCCAAGACGAUAAAAGAAAAAGGGAGAGAAAAUAUAUACAGAGAUAAAACGAGCUCUGGCAGUCAAUAGCAAUAUGUGUAUGUAAAGGUGUUCGACGAAAAAAGAAUAUAUAUAUACAUACACACACAUGUAUUAGAACGUGCUCAUGUUGUGAGAUCGCGAAAAACACUGUCUCAAGUACUGAAUAUAUAUGCGGUGCGUCAGUAUUUGCCCUCGCUGAAUCCUAUGGAUUUUCCGCUUUGUCGCAGAUAUAUUCAUCGAGAAGAAAAGAUUCGCGCACUUUGUAUUAUUUAUACAACAGAUUUUAUGAAUGAUUUAAUCCAUGCAUUUCGAGCACGGAAAAAUCUCUUCCUUUACUUUUUUAAUAUUUUUCCGCCGUCAUAAUAUACUGCAAUCAUAAUAACGAUACUGUAAGCAGAAUUUCAUGUACACACAACAGUAGUUGCAUACGCAAAUAUUAAUAAUAGAACGGAGACUCGCGUUACUCUUUGCAACAACGAAUGAGCAGUGAAAAAGAGAGAAACAGAGAGAUUCAAAAUACUCUUUCGUGACAGUAGGAGUAUAAUUAUGAAAUAAAACUAGCAAUUCAGCAUAGCACUCUUGAUUAGAAACUUUUUGGUUUUGCAGUAGAAAUGAAGCAAUAGCGAUUUAAAAGCGAUAUUUGCAUUAUUAAUUCCACACAAUCUCGACAGCGUAGAUAAAAUCGUGACAUCACUGAUAACCGCAUGUGUGGAUCUCACUCGUCGUAGUCUUCUUGUAGUCGAUCUAAUAAGAAAAACUUGAAAAGACUCGAAAAACUUACACGGGGAGACUUAAAUGACAUAAUACGUGAUCAGAGAGGCGGAGUACUUUUUUGUAAAGUUUUAUUUUAUAACUCUCUUGUAAGUGUCGUAGUUAAAGAUCCGUAAAGGGGAACCUUUUUAGCACUUUUUAAAGACAUUCGUUUCAUUAUAUCUUAAGUGGACUAAUAUGCAUCAAGAGAUGCGAUAUUGAAUAAGCGUGUAAUGUUGUGACACAGAUCUGACCACUCGUAAUAUUAUGAUGCUUGUUAACGAAGGUUCAUUGAUUUUCUCUUAUCUAAGAGCAUCUAACAUAAGAGAAAAUCAUAGAUCCUUACACGUGAAAGAUUUAUGUAUAAAUAGAAGAUUAAUGUACAGAGUAUACGCGCGGCGAUUAAACAGACGAAAGCGAUAAUUAAAAAAUUAACAUUGUAUCAAUUCUAUAAUUGUAUUUAACAUACAACUAAUUGAAAUAAAUAUUUUUAACUUUAAUUUCUUAUCAUUUUGUAUAAAUUUUAAUUAUACAUAAUUUUAAUUUUGUUAUAAAUCGCAGACUUGAUAGAAUACUCCACAAUACACAACAACGCGUAAUGAAUUUUUAUUUAAAAGUACGAAUGUAACUUUUUUUCUCAUAUAAGUCGAUAUAAUAUAUAUUUCGUACACUUGUAUACUCUGUAUGUGCAGAUGAUAACUUGAUAGUCGAACGAAAGUAUGGCAGAUUUUUGAUCGCAGCGUUCAAAAAAGAGAGAAAAAAAUGAAAUUAUUUAUCGCUUCUUAUAAAAAGAGGAAAAAAAUACUCGCGAAAAAUAUCGAUUAUAUUAACGCGCGGUUGGUGAAUUACAUGAAUACGAAUUAACCUUUCUACUCCACACAUAUUGCUACAAAUAACUGCUUAAAGAUUAGCGCGAAUUGUUUUAAAACGUAAGCACGAACUAUCCGUAAUACACACACGACGAUAUUUUGUAAUGCUAAUGACGCAAUAAAUAUCUUUCUUAAGCAUAUGUAACUAUAUGUGUAUGCGGGGUACGAGCGGCGUUGGAUAUCGUUACAAAUUGUUAUACGUGUUACGCAUUGAUUCAUACGAGAUGUCACAUGUAUCAUAAUAAAAAAAAAAAAA
Camponotus floridanus (Florida carpenter ant) is the source of this 6599-nucleotide messenger RNA. RefSeq names its product GRB10-interacting GYF protein 2 (gene Gyf). NCBI's taxonomy places the organism in Eukaryota, Metazoa, Arthropoda, Insecta, Hymenoptera, Formicidae. The transcript is spliced from 16 exons. The record is from RefSeq and is a predicted model, not a curated record. Bases 95 to 4312 code for a protein of 1405 amino acids. Gene Ontology annotation, molecular function: protein binding.